Molecule: messenger RNA, 1154 nt
Organism: Ostrinia nubilalis (European corn borer)
Lineage: Eukaryota; Metazoa; Arthropoda; Insecta; Lepidoptera; Crambidae
Exons: 7
Coding region: 45-1154 (369 amino acids)
Source: RefSeq, a predicted model, not a curated record
GUUAUCCUGGGAAGAGUUAUUUCGAAGAAAAUAUUAAAUAUAACAUGCAGGACUUUCCUACCAUCAUUUUAACGGGAUUUUUAUUACAGCGAUACGGUGUUGAGGCUAUACUUGCAAGAACGGAGACUAGAGAAAUAAAAAAAGUAACUAUGUCUCUUGACGACCUAGCACUUGAAUAUGAAGAUGAUAAAAAUUCUAUGAUUGGAAAAGCUGAGAAUGAAAAUACCAACAUAUACGAAGAUUUUUAUGACGAACUAGAUAAUAGAAUCAGAAUAGACAAGUCGAUGAACAUUAUUUUCUUUGGGCCAUCCGAUUCGUUCUUGAGGCUUGAUCCUGAAACUAUUUUGCAUAUGUUGGUACAUACAAAAAAAGAUUUAAUUCCGAUAACAAGAGUAUUGUUGUCAUGGGAUGUAAUCACAGAUGGGCAAACUGCAGCUUUCUUACAAGGGAGAGAAUUGUUAGCAUUUGGAACACUUUUGAAUGUAGUCCCUGAAGAGGAUUUGUAUUAUUUGAACUUCGGAGAACCUUCAGUCCUAAGAUAUUUCUCAAAUAAUGCUAUACACUUACAUAGACGCAAGUAUGGAGUUUUAGUAGCAGCCUACCGACGCUAUUUUGGUAAUGAAUGGUACACCAAUAGCUCCCAAAUAAAUGAGCUUGGAUAUCUCAUCUGCGGAUUUCCAUCAAUUGAUUUGAUGAAAAUAACACCACAAACUUUUAGAGAAAUAAAUGUGGAUAUAAUGAGCAAAUUAACCAAUUGCAAUAUCAAUCAAACAAAGACACUAUACGAUAUAGCGACUCACCCAGAUGCCUAUGGAGAACCAUACAAGUGGUCAUCGCAUGAAAUAGGAAGAAUGAAUGCAUUAUUUACCUGUAUUCCAGAAGAAGAUAUCAGUUCUAUACAGCUUGAAGCCGUAUCCGCAAUAAGCUCACAAGUGAUGAAACUUAUAAAUCAAAAGAAAUUAGAAUAUUUUACCAAACAACAAAUAUUGAGAAUGAGUCCAAGUACGCGUCGAAUAUAUGUUUUAAGAAUGCAAUUAAGAAAUAGCCUUGAUAUGAGUCAAAUUACAAGGCGACAUGGUUUCAAAGAAAGUCCAAAUGGUCUCAUUUUGGGAACAAGUCUCGUUGUCACCCUAGUCACCUUUUCAAACCACUAA